Messenger RNA from Anguilla anguilla (European eel), 4383 nucleotides. RefSeq names its product zinc finger and BTB domain-containing protein 25-like. Gene Ontology annotation, biological process: regulation of transcription by RNA polymerase II. The record is from RefSeq and is a predicted model, not a curated record. Gene Ontology annotation, molecular function: DNA-binding transcription factor activity, RNA polymerase II-specific; RNA polymerase II cis-regulatory region sequence-specific DNA binding; protein binding. Bases 95 to 1396 code for a protein of 433 amino acids. Gene Ontology annotation, cellular component: nucleus. NCBI's taxonomy places the organism in Eukaryota, Metazoa, Chordata, Actinopteri, Anguilliformes, Anguillidae. The transcript has 3 exons.
CGGGAAGAAGCGCGAGAGCGCACGAGAACUCCCCUGCAGCAACAAAUACAAAAAUCAAAACCCAUCUCUUGCGCUUAGGCGGUCUGGGGGCGCCAUGGAAGUAUCCAGCCACAGCCUGUUCCUCCUGCAGCAACUGAACAUCCAGCGGGAGUUUGGCUUCCUCUGCGACUGCACCGUUGCAAUUGGAAAUGUCUACUUCAAGGCGCACCGUGCUGUCCUGGCUGCCUUCUCUAACUACUUCAAGAUGAUCUUCAUCCACCAGUCCAGUGAGUGCAUCAAGAUCCAACCCACGGACAUUCAGCCAGACAUCUUCAGCUACCUGCUGCACAUCAUGUACACAGGCAUGGGCCCCAAGCAGCAGGUGGACCAGAGCCGACUUCAGGAGGGCAUCAAGUUCCUGCAUGCCUACCGGCUGUACCGCAGCGGAGGACAGAGCGGCCAGGAUGCCCACGCCGCAAAGAUGUCCAACCUCUAUGGCAUCCAGAUCUCCCAGUCGGCAGCCAAAGACGGCCUGGGCCUGAAGGAGGCCCAGUCGCACGGCCUGGAUAAGGAGCACGCCGCGGGCCAGGCUGAGCGGCCCCAAGCCCAACUGUCCCUGGCCGUGGGCCUAGAGGGGACAUCCUCGGACAGACGGCACCCGAACCUGCACGGCUCGUCCUCCGCGGCCUCCUGGGAGGACACGGAGACCUCCGACCUCUCGCUGAGGAUCAAGAAGGAGACGGUGGAGAUGGAGGUGUCAGGUAAGCCCCAGACCAGCUCCCCCGUCACGGAGAGCCGCAGCCUGGGCCUCAUCAAGGACGGCCCCCAGGUACUCUAUUGCCAAUACUGCGGGGAGCGCUGCUGCUCGCGCCAGGGCCUGCGGGAGCACCUCUUUGCCCACGCCACCAGCUCCCUGCCCUUCAGCGUGCCCGCAGCCAUCUUGGAGAGUGGCGACCUGGAGGAGGUGUCCAAGAUCAGGGAGGAGCUGGAGGGCCUGGAGCAAGGCUGCGCGUCGGAAAAGAGCCCCGGCCUGCCGGAGCGGCGGGAGGCACCGGGCCUGGAGGAGGCGCUGAGGCAGAGCCGGGCCCUGUCCGAGGAGCUGGCGGCUGAACUGAAGGGCAGCGCCAGCCCCGGCUCCCGCAAGAGGAAGAUCGCAUGCGCCAUCUGCAGCCUCAGGUUCGCCCAGAAGAGCCAGCUGCAGGAGCACAUGUACACCCACACGGGGAAACACACCCGCUACCACCGCUACAAUCGCUUCUGCAGCCAGCUGAUCCAGGCGUCCCAGCACUUCUGCGAGAGCCAGGCGGAGUUAGCAGCCGAGGAUGCUGGCAGGGACGCUCAGGACAAUGUCAGCUCCUGCUACUCGCUAGACUCUGAGGUCUCCCAAGAAAGCAUUGAUACUGCUGUCGUAGAGUGAAAUCAAACCAAAACCACUUGCCAGUACUGUGUCCUGGGACAAUUUCUAGGUACUCACCUAUUUAUGACACAUAAAUUUAGUUACCCUUUAGACUUUAUUUCCUGUAAACAUAGCUUCCAAUCAUGUUACAUGACCAAUGCCCUGUUUUGUCUCUCUUUCGGUGUGUGUUCCUUGAAGUUGUUGUAGGGUUCAAUGUAUGUUUUCUCAACAGUCAAAGCUACUAAAUUGUGUAAAACAGCUUGUAAAUCUUUUUCAUUUCUCAGGUUCAUUCCAGCAGCUAGUUUCAGUUUUGGGGUCAAAAUGUAUUGUUUAUUGAUGCAUGAAAAGUAAAAAGUCUUCCUGAAAUUAGUUGAGUUAAUUAUAUUAACAUGCACAUUAUCCAAGCUUUAAGAAGUAUUUUUAUUAAUGUACUGAUAAAUAAUUGACACAAGGUCGAUUUUAUUUGAAAAUGAACCAAAAACAAUACCGUUUUCAAAGAUGGGAAUGUCUGUCUUGACUAACCAAGUCACAACAUUGUGAAAUGAUUGUUUAUUAAUAAGUUCUCAUUUUCUUUUCUUGUUCAGGGAGUACACGUUUUGCUGUGGUAGUUCAGCAAUUUGUUGUAGGCCUAGUUCUUUUAAAUAUGGCUGGAGCAGUGGAGCCUUAAGACCCCUUUCAAAAUGGCACUCUUUUUGCAGUUAUACCAUUGGAACCAUCGAAGCGGUUUCCCUACUGAAAAUCGUGUUUUGAACAUGUUUGUAUCUUAGUUUCAUAAAAGCUACUGUAAAAAAAACUAGUUAGUCAGUAGUGAAACCUGUUUAAGUUCUAUUAAAUUUGUGCUUUUCACUGCAGUCAUUUUCCUCAUGGAUGACAAAGUUCAUUGGACUGGAGGUCAACUGUUUCCUGAAAACGCUGCCAUUCAAAUAUUUACAUUAUUAUUCUGAACCCAGGCUUUAUUCAGGUGUAUUGCAUAUGUGCAUUUCAGUCUGUAUUUGGACAGUGACACAGGUUUUGCUGUUUUGGCUCUGUACUCCAGCACAUUGGUCAUCUUGGAGUCUUCUUGAUCUGUUUGACAGCUGAAAAGGGGUUUUUCUUCACAGCUGAAAGUAUUCUUCUGCUAUCCACAUCUGUGGUCUUUUGUGAUGUACCAGGUUGUUUGCUAUUACUGAGCUCACCUGUGCGUUCUUGCUUCCUAACAAUGCAGCAAACAGUUGAUUUUGACUUGGCUAUGUCUCUGUCUCUGAUAAAUUUUUCUGAUUUUUCAGCUUCAUGAUGGCCUGCUUUACUGGCAUUGAUUCUUCUUUGAUCCUCAUGUUGAGAAACAACAGCAACAUACUCCAAAUGCACAUGCCACACCUAGAAUCAGCUCUAGGCUCUAGAGCUCUAGAAUCAGCUGGCCAAGAAACAGCUGAUCAGUCAAUUGUUCAAUUACUUUUGGUUCCCUAAAAUGGAAGAAUUAUGUAUAAAAAGGGCUAUAUGAUGUAAAUACCCUAGAAUUAAAGCUGACAGUCUUCCUUUUGCCCAUUAAUGGUUUCAUUUCAAAUACAAUGUGCUGGUGUACACAGCUAAAACAAAAAUUGUGUUACUGUUCGCAUAUUUACAGACUGCACUGCAUAUAUUGUAAAAGUCCCAUUGGAUGUUUAUGAAGACCAUUUUCUUGUAUUUGUUUCAUUUAUAUCUAUGUUAUUGUAAGCGUGAUCUAUCAUUAGUUUUAUCUAAUGGUUUCUCAGUGGUUAUCCGAAGCCCCAUUUAAUCUCAUUUAAGUUUUGGAAAACAGUAGUAUGCCACACACAUCUGCACUCACUACAUUUGCAUGAUAAAUGCAAAAUAUGGUUUUACAUAUGACCUGUGAAAAUGCUUAUCCAACUAAAAUAGAAAGUUUUAUUAUUCCCAGCAUUGUUGAGGAAUAAAGUCCAUGUUCACUGUAAGUCAGUAAUAUUCACAUAAAUCCCUUGUCAUCAGUCUGAGUUUGAAUACCCUUUCUUCUUUAGUUAGUUAUUUAAAUUCAAAUUUAUAGCUACUUCUCAUGCACUUGGGAGUUAACAAAAAUGAAAUUGAAAACACAUGGAUGUAUUUAAUUCCCCUCAAACAUGCAAUUAACAUGGCCAAAAUGAGAUGAUAUUUUUGACUGCAUGGAGUCUUUAAUUUUAACAUCAGCACAGUGAAUCUGUUCUCUAGCUAUGAAAUGCGUACUGCAGUUUUCUUGUCACAUUAGAAUAAAUGCAAUAGGAACUCACUCUUGUCAAAUAGUACUAAGUGUAAUGUGACCUGAAGAAAACAGUGCUUUGUAAGUAAAAUUCUUUUUGUAUUAAGUCAAUGUCUGAUUUGUACUGCUAACUGACAGAAUUAUGAUAAAAACAGCAAUAUUUUAUACCAUCCUUUACUUUAUAUGAUACCUAAAGUACUGAAAUUCUCUAAACCUAAUGGCAUACCUUUUUCAUUUGAAAUUAAGUGUAAAAAUUUGAAGAGAAACAAUUUGCCACUUCUCAUAAUUAAGGGUUAGAGACUUAUACAUUUUAAGUCAACUGAUUUUGGCUCUAAAUAUUUUUGAAUGUUUUAAAAAGAUGAAUAAGAGCAUUGGUGUACAGCAAAGCAAAAUUAUCAGGAAAUAUUCAAUGUAAUAUUCUGACUCUUGUCACAGGACAAGAUCUUUAUUUGUAGUGAUAAUAUCUUGCCACUAGAGGGAUGCUUAUGACCAGGACAGAUUCUUGCUGAGUCUGUAUUUCCAGUUCUCAGCAUUUCAAAAUUACAGGAAAGGUAAAUGGUGAUAGGUGACGAUAUAAAUGACAUAGUUCAAAUGUCGCUGCAGCCUCCUACCAUAAGGCUUAUGCACUGGUGCAUUGUGUUGGUCAAAAGACAUUCAUUCAGUUCAUUAGUGUUAUUGUUUUGACUGUGCCAGGCUUCCUUUGAAGGCCCCUUAUUGUGGUUUUGUUUUUAAAUUAUAUGAUGUCUUGUCAACAAUAUGUUUUGUGUAUUUUUCACCAAAACGAUUAAAGUAAUGUCCUUGA